This is a messenger RNA of Vicia faba (fava bean), 2673 nucleotides long. Lineage: Eukaryota; Viridiplantae; Streptophyta; Magnoliopsida; Fabales; Fabaceae. The record is from the annotation of a GenBank genome assembly.
AUGAAGAUUCCCGGUUUUGUUCUUGGCGCAUUGAGGAAUUUGAAGAAUCUUUAUUUAGGGAAUAAUCUUUUUAAUGGCGAAAUACCUAAUGAGCUUGGAAGUGUUUGUGGGAGUUUGGAGAUUCUUGAUCUUUCUAUGAAUAAGCUUUCUGGCGAGUUUCCUUUGGUUUUUGGAAAUUGUUCGUCGAUGAAGAUUCUUAACCUGACUAAGAAUUAUCUCUAUGGUGAUUUCCUCGACACCGUUGCUAGCAAGCUUUCAAAUCUUAGGUAUCUGUUGGUGUCGUUCAACAACAUAACCGGGAAUGUUCCUUUGUCGAUUGUUGCAAACUGUACGCAACUUCGAGUUCUUGACUUAAGUGCCAACGGUUUCACGGGCAACGUUCAUUCGAUAUUCUGUCCUUCAAAAUUGGAGAAGUUGCUUUUAGCGGAUAAUUAUCUUUCGGGGAACGUUCCUGCGAAACUCGGUGAAUGCAAGAGUUUGAGGACUAUUGAUUUUAGCUUCAAUAAUUUGAGUGGUGUGAUACCUUUGGAAGUUUGGUUUUUGCCUAAUCUUUCUGAUUUGAUUAUGUGGGCAAAUAGUCUCACCGGCGAGAUUCCGGAGGGAAUUUGCGUCAAUGGAGGGAACCUCGAGACAUUGAUUCUUAACAACAAUUUCAUUUCUGGUUCGAUUCCUAAGUCUAUUGCAAAUUGUACCAACAUGAUUUGGGUUUCGCUAGCUAACAACCGCAUUACCGGAGAAAUACCUGUUGGUAUUGGGAAUUUGAACGAACUCGCUAUUCUCCAAUUAGGUAACAAUUUGCUGGUCGGAAAUAUACCUCCCGACAUUGGAAUGUGCAAGAGAUUAAUAUGGUUGGAUUUGACUAGCAAUAAUCUCACCGGUCCUAUUCCGCCUAAGCUCACGAACCAAGCUGGAUUGGUUGUUCCGGGGAGAGUUUCCGGUAAACAAUUUGUAUUUGUGAGAAAUGAAGGCGGAACUAAUUGUAGAGGCGCUGGAGGACUCGUUGAGUUUGAAGGUAUAAGGGUCGAGAGGCUCGAAAAUUUUCCUAUGGUACAUUCUUGUCCGUUGACAAGAAUAUAUUCGGGUUAUACAGUUUAUACUUUUACCAACCGUGGAAGCCUGAUCUACCUUGAUCUUUCCUACAAUUUCUUGUCGGGGAGUAUUCCGGGAAGUUUUGGUACAAUGUCCUAUUUGCAGGUCUUAAAUCUAGGACACAAUCGGCUCGAUGGAAAAAUUCCAGAAACUUUCGGUCUUUUAAAAGCUAUAGGAGUUCUUGAUUUAUCUCAUAAUAACCUUCAAGGAUUCAUACCUGGAUCAUUACAAUCUCUAUCGUUUCUCAGUGAUUUCGAUGUGUCGAAUAAUAACCUCAGCGGACCGAUUCCUUCUGGAGGUCAGCUGACAACUUUCCCGGCGUCUCGAUACGAGAACAACUCGGGCCUUUGCGGUGUUCCGUUACCGUUAUGCAGUGCUUCAAACCAAUCAGUAGGUUAUAAUCCGGGGAAGAAGAAGACGCAAUCUAUUGCAGUUUUGGGUGGCAUUUCCGUCCUGUUCUUCCUCUUGUUUAUCAUUGUGGUUUUAUUGGCUUUAUAUAGAGCUCGAAAGGUGCGGGAGAAGGACGAAUUGAGAGAAAAAUACAUGGAAAGUCUUCCAACUUCUGGUACCAAUAGUUGGAAGCUUUCUGGCUUUCGUGAGCCUCUGAGCAUCAAUGUCGCCACGUUUGAGAAGCCUUUGCGUAAGUUGACGUUCGCGCAUCUUCUCGAGGCUACAAAUGGUUUCAGCUCCGAAAGCUUGAUAGGUUCAGGAGGUUUUGGCGAAGUCUAUAAAGCUAAGAUGAAAGAUGGCAGUGUCGUUGCGAUCAAGAAACUCAUUCAUGUCACAGGUCAGGGAGACAGAGAGUUCAUGGCCGAAAUGGAAACGAUUGGGAAGAUUAAACACCGGAACCUUGUUCCGCUUCUCGGUUACUGUAAAGUCGGAGAUGAGAGGCUCCUUGUGUAUGAGUACAUGAAAUAUGGAAGUCUUGAAACUGUUCUACACGAGAGAACCAAAAAUUCAAAGCUUGCUUGGGAAACAAGAAAGAACAUCGCACUAGGAUCAGCAAGAGGUCUUGCAUUUCUUCACCAUAGUUGCAUACCUCAUAUCAUACAUAGAGACAUGAAAUCCAGCAACAUUCUUCUCGACGAAAAUUUCGAGGCUAGAGUAUCGGAUUUCGGUAUGGCGAGAUUGGUUAAUGCUCUCGACACACAUCUCACAGUUAGCACACUUGCAGGAACACCAGGUUAUGUACCACCGGAAUACUACCAGAGUUUCCGAUGCACGGCAAAAGGUGAUGUUUAUAGUUAUGGUGUCAUAUUGCUAGAACUUCUAUCAGGUAAGAGACCGAUCGACGCAUCCGAGUUCGGCGACGAUAACAAUCUUGUUGGAUGGUGUAAGAAGCUUUAUAGAGAGAGAAGAGUCAGUGAAAUACUUGAUCCUGAUUUGGUUUCACAAACAUCUAGUGAAGGUGUGGUUCUUCAAUAUUUGAGAAUUGCUUUUGAAUGUUUGGAGGAAAGACCAUACCGGCGGCCGACGAUGAUACAAGUGAUGGCAAUGUUUAAAGAGCUUCAAGCUGUUGAUACAGAUGAUGAUAGUGUUGUUGAUGGUUUCUCUAUGAAAGACAAUGUGAUUGAUGAAGCAUGA